Eruca vesicaria subsp. sativa (arugula) is the source of this 1004-nucleotide messenger RNA. NCBI's taxonomy places the organism in Eukaryota, Viridiplantae, Streptophyta, Magnoliopsida, Brassicales, Brassicaceae. The record is from the annotation of a GenBank genome assembly.
AACAACUACAAAGUCUUUCUCAAAGCAACUUUUCUUGUUUCUUUCCCUUCUCCUUUAAACACAUCCCCCUUAGCUACAAAGGACUAAGCCUUUAUUUUAGCAAAAAAAAAAGGAUUAACCCUUUUUUUAAUCAAAACAAGUACACCGCAUAAAGGAAAAAAAAGCGGUCCAUGGACAAGAAAAAGUCAGUAUCUGGUUCCUCCUCAUCCUCCUCUUCUUCAUCUUUCGAUCAUCUUUUUGGUCCAAGAGUCUCUUCCUCGUCUUCUUCAUCAACAACAGGGUUGUUCCAAUCCAUUUUCCCACCACCCUCAAUGGGGGCGGAAGCGGACUUGGCAAAUCGAAAUGGAGCUGCCAUAUAUCAGCCUCCAGGUUUGGGGCUUCCAAAUGAAAGAGGAGGAGAAAGGAGAAAAAAUAAGGAGAGAAAGCGUUACCAAAAUGAAGAAACACAACCACCAUGCAACUUGAGCUCAUCCAUAUAUUAUGGAGGCCAAGACAACUAUUCCUCUUCAACCCCACCACAAGCAACAACCAAUCCAGAUGUUUACAAGAAAGAUGGAGAGGAAGGCGAUUCUGAAAGUGCUUCACGAGGAAACUGGUGGGAAGGAUCUCUUUAUUACUAGUUAUCUAUCCUAGCCGAGGAUGCAUUAUAAGCAACGGAACCUUAAUCAAGUGAAAGAUGAUGAAAGUUGAUGUUCUGAACUAUACCUAGAAAAUAUAUAUCUACAUAAACUAGCAGUAAUGUAAAAGUAUAUAUACAGCUUAAAAAAGGGAGAAAAAAAUAAUUCUCACUAUAGUAUCUAGUGUGUAUUAUAUAUAGUUUAAGAUGAAAUUAUCGAAUUUAUAUUAUAUAUAAAGGGGGUAGACUCGUUCUUGUUGAUUAUGUAUGUUUCGACAAAGGCAACAAGCUAGACAAGUCUCUUUAUAGUGAAAUUAACGUCUAUCGAAAAGUCUUUGUAUUUAGUUUGAUAUGAACUCCAAUAUAUCACCCAUGCAUGCUGCUUCCG